Messenger RNA from Linnemannia hyalina, 1998 nucleotides. The record is from the annotation of a GenBank genome assembly. NCBI's taxonomy places the organism in Eukaryota, Fungi, Mortierellomycota, Mortierellomycetes, Mortierellales, Mortierellaceae.
AUGUCACAACAAUCCCUCUCAAGUCCCUCCAACGAGGUCUCCAGUGAGCGUUACAAGCGCAUUUUCCAAAAGUUUGCCUCUGUCGAGAAGAACGGCGAAAAGUUUAUGACCAAGGACGACUUUGUCAAUGCGAUUGCACCCGGCGAGGACUACUCAAAGCUCCAGAAGGCCCAGUACGGCAUCCUUUUCAGUGUUGCCGAUCAGUCGAAGAGCGGCGUUCUGUCCAUGUCUGACUUCACUGUCUUUGAGAACCUCCUCACCCGUCCCGAUGCCGACUACGAGAUCGCCUUCAGACUUUUUGAUACCGCUGGAUCAGGCAAGAUCACCCGGGAACAGUUCAAGCAGAUCCUCUCAGCCAACAUUGGAAAGGACGCCAUCCCCUUCGACUUUGAGUGCGAGUGGCUCAAGCUCUACACCGGAGGAAAGACCGCUGCUCACGAGAUGCCCUACAAGGAGUUCACCCAGCUCCUCAAGGGCCUCCAGGCUGAACGCCUUCGCCAGGCAUUCAAGUACUAUGAUACCCAGACCAGCGGCUACAUUACCCCCGACGAGUUCAAGAAGAUCAUGGUCGAUAUCGCCGGCCACAAGCUCUCCGACCACGUCCUCGAUAACUUGCCUACCCUCAGCAAUGUUUAUGCCGGCAACAAGAUUUCCUUCGCCAACGUCAUGGCCUUCUACAACGUCAUCCGCGAAAUGGACAUGGUCGAGCGUGUCGUCCGUUCCGCCGUCACCACCAGCAAGGACGGCACCAUCACCAAAGCCGAUUUCUUGCACACUGCCGCCAAGGAGACCCGCUUCUCUCUCUUCACCCCCAUGGAGGCCGAUAUCAUCUUCCACUUUGCUGGCCUUGAGAACGCCUCAGGCAAGUUGACCCUCCGCGAUUUCUUCCGCCUCCUCGAGUCCAAGUGGGAGCACGCCGCCCCCGUCGCUGCCCCCGCCCAGCAGCCCGAGAUCAAGCACGGCGUCAUGCACGACUUGUUGAAGGGAUCAUACGGUUUCUUGCUGGGAUCCAUCAGUGGAGCUGUUGGUGCAACUGUUGUCUACCCUAUCGAUCUUGUCAAGACCCGCAUGCAGAACCAGCGUUCCAAGGUCGUUGGUGAGCUCUUGUACAAGAACUCCAUCGACUGCUUCAGGAAGGUCAUCAAGAACGAGGGCGCCUUGGGCUUGUACCGCGGUCUUGGCCCUCAGUUGGUUGGUGUUGCUCCAGAGAAGGCUAUCAAGUUGACCAUGAACGACUUUGUCAGAAGAAACCUUACCGACAAGAACGGAGACAUCACGUUCACCGCCGAGUUGAUUGCUGGAGGUGUUGCUGGAGGUUCGCAGGUCGUCUUCACCAACCCCCUGGAAAUUGUCAAGAUUCGUCUUCAGGUCGCCGGUGAGGCCGCAAAGUCCUUGGAAGCUCCUCGCCCCGGUGCCAUCGCCAUUGUCCGCAACCUCGGAAUCAUUGGUCUUUACAAGGGAGCUAGCGCUUGCUUGCUCCGUGAUAUCCCCUUCUCUGCCAUCUACUUCCCUGUCUACGCUCACUUGAAGAAGGAUCUCUUCCACGAGGGUCCCGACCACCGCCUGGCCAUCAGCGAGUUGUUGAUCGCCGGUGCCGUUGCCGGUAUGCCCGCCGCCUACUUCACUACCCCUGCUGAUGUCAUCAAGACCCGUCUCCAGGUCGAGGCCAAGAAGGGCCAGAGCAGUUACAACGGUAUCAGAGAUGCCGCACGGAAAAUCUACGCUGAGGAGGGUUUCCGCGCCUUCUUCAAGGGAGGUCCCGCCCGUAUCUUCCGUUCAUCACCCCAGUUUGGUACCACCUUGAUGGUUUACGAGGUUCUCCAGCGUGCCUUCCCCUUCGAUGGCCCUGCUGCCUCUACAUUGACUCAUGUCGCUGCCCCUGCUGAGGACUUGAGCUACCUCCAGUCCAAGAACGCGCUCAAGAUCCUUUUGGACGUCCACUACAAGUUUGGCAUUGUCCCCUCCAAUGUCAGCAUUCCUGGUGUUGCCCGCGCAUAG